Branchiostoma belcheri (Belcher's lancelet) is the source of this 3422-nucleotide messenger RNA. Its product is annotated as NACHT, LRR and PYD domains-containing protein 3-like. Gene Ontology annotation, biological process: signal transduction. Gene Ontology annotation, molecular function: protein binding. The record is from RefSeq and is a predicted model, not a curated record. NCBI's taxonomy places the organism in Eukaryota, Metazoa, Chordata, Leptocardii, Amphioxiformes, Branchiostomatidae.
GUUCCAAAAUGGCGAAAAAGCGGAAGUAAAAAGUGCGUCGAAGUCUGCUCCAAAAGUUGAAGGAAGUUUUCUGGGAACAUCCAUGAAGAAAGUGUUCUCUCUCACCUGUACCUGACACCUGUGUCAUCAUGGCCGAGGGACAAGGUGCACCCGGCUGCUCAGGUUCACCUGGACCCUCUAGUAGCCAGCUGAAGAGGAAGGGGGAGGGAGAGCAGUCUCCAGUGAAGAAGAAACCAGUUCCCCUUAUAGAGGAAGAUGUUCAAAAAUACUUCUACUACAUCAAGGAAAAUGUGAGCUCAGAUUGGAGGGACCUGGCCUUCUUUCUUGGAUUUCGAGGACCAGAUGUGGACAACAUCGAUGGGAGAAACCGGGAUGACAAGUCUCGCUGUAUGGACCUGUUGGAGGAAUGGCUGAAGGGUAACGGAGAGAGAGCCACAAUAGAGGUCCUGAUGGAGGCUCUGUCUGAGGCAAACCUGCAAAGUGUUGUGGAUGGUCUUCAAGGUAUGAAUAUCCUUUCUAUUCCAGAUCUUUUCCAGCAGUCUGUGAAGAAGUACUAUGAGUUGAAACUGACACACUUCAGGCCUCUGAUCUGGAAUGACAACUUCACACUUAGCCUCAGUGACAUCUUCACCCAGUUAGAGUUGAUACCAAAAAGUGAAAAACAGAAAAGGUCAGAAUCCAUGAGGGGAGCAGAGAAAAGACUUAAGUCAUUAGAUGACUUGUUCAAGCCAGAUGUCACAGGACUGUCCACAGCACCAAGGUGCAUUCUGAUUGAGGUGAAGCUGAGGGGGAAGACAACGUUUCUGUCCAAAGAAGCCCUAGAUGCCGUCUCACAGAAAACAGAGCUGGGCAGACUGCACGACAUCGUCCUGUUGAUCCGACUCCGGGAGGUGAGAGAGGGGGAGACCAUAGAGGAGAUGGUGUGGGACCAGUGUGUGCCCAAAAGAAAAGAUGUUGAUGUAGAGUGCAUUGAAGCGAUUCUUGAGAGAAACGAGUCCCGUGUGCUCUUCCUCCUAGAUGGGUAUGAUGAGCUGCGGCCUGAGGCCAGGGCAGCCGGGCAGGCCAUUCCCAAACUGCUGUCUGGCAAGAUGUACCCCAACAGCACGAUUGUGAUCACCUCCCGACCCUCAGCAGGAGUGCAGCAGUACACCCGGCCAGACUGUCACGUACACAUUAUGGGCUUCUCCCCUGAGCAUGCAGCACAAUAUGUGAGAAAAUAUUUCUUCAUCACAGAAAGCCCUGAGCUGGCAGAGGCUUUCACCAGGAAACAUUUCAUUCACAUUCACUCACACUCAGUCUUUGUUGAUGAUUUGUCUGCUGGUAGUCAUUAUAAAGAGAAAGUCGAAAAUACUUCUGUUUUAGCUUUGAAGGAUAACGAACUUGUAAACAACCUAAUCCAAACCCCAAUCUUUCUGCUGUUGUUGUGUCUGCUGUGGGAGGAGGACCAAGAGAUGGUGUCUACUGGAACAAUGACUCGGCUGUACGACAACCUGCUGACAUGUCUGGUCAGAAAGUGCUGUGAGCGGGAAGGAGUGGACAUGCCAACAGAGGGGCUGCCUACAGAGGUUGCUGAGUCAUUACUGCAGCUCGGCAAGCUUGCACUAGAGGCACUGCUGAGGAAUGAGACCCUGCUUGACCUUGCAGAAGUAAAGAGAGAAAAGGUUAAUUGUGAGUUAUUGUUAAAGCUGGGUGUGGUCUCCUUGGAGGUUUCUUCCUCGAAAUUGCAUCCUAGGAAACAGCUGAACUUUUCACACAAGACCAUGCAAGAGUUCCUAGCCAGACGAUAUGUAGCUCAUGCUCAAGUGAACCAAAACAUAGUUGAGCUGCUGCAGCUCACCUCCAUAAGCAAGACACUUGAACUCAGUAACCUGCUUCAGUUCACAUGUGGCUGUGACUCACAGGCAGCACAAGCUAUGAUGGAGGAACUAAGCAAGCUCAGCAGCAGAGAGUUCGCACACUUAAAACCAGAACAAUUCAAAAGUUAUGCCAAAGUGCCAGUGGAUCAAAACAUGCAAAAGUCUUGCAAAACCUAUGAAAGGUUUUCACACUUGUGCCUGAACAUCCUUAGUGAGAGACAAGAACCAGAAGUGCUUCAGGGUAUCAGUCAAGCCCUGCCAGUUGUCAUGCUGAACAGCUCCAUUAACAGUAGGGGAGCCACAGGUCUCAAGUAUUACAUACAAAAUCUCCAUUCAGCAAACCUGCCAGACAGGCUCAUACUUAAGAUCCAUAGAAGCACUGACAGAGACAAAGUACAGUACCUACAGCAGUGUUUUACGACUUCUCUCCCUGGACUUAGAUUGGACUUGACACUAUGGGGGGGAUUCGGAGUCGGGGCACAUUUUGACUCACCUGAUCUGACAGCCAAGCUGGCUUCAGUUCUGAAGAAUGUUCCCUGUCUGAGGGAGCUGGGUCUGUCAGGUACAAAACUAACACCAGCCUCACUCCAGCCACUUGUGCAGGGGUUCAGACACAUGUCUCUGUUAGAGGAACUGAAUCUUGACUUCAACUUAUUCCUUGGUGAUGCUGGCAUGGAAGUCCUACAGGUUGGGUUGUCCAGUGUUCCACACCUGACUGCACUCUGUCUUAGGUUAGUUAGCAUGACAGCUCUGGGCAUGUCAUCCCUGGCUCCCUACAUGCGCCACCUAGUGGGACUGAGAGAGUUGCUUAUAAGUGAUAAUAAGAUUGGUGACACUGGGCUGACAUCUCUCACUACCGUCCUCCACACCUUCACUGCCAUGCAGGUGUUGGGCCUGAGUGGGACCCGUAUCAGCCCCACAGGCAUGCGCACACUGGUCCCUGCACUGUGUAAGUUAACCAGACUGAUCAGACUGGACAUUAGUGAAAAUGCCAUAGGAGACCCUGGGCUGGAAUGCCUGGCUGCUAUCCUCCACCACCUCAUAGCCAUGAAGAUGUUAGUUCUCUAUAGGACAGGUAUUAGUGACAGGGGAAUAUCAUCCCUGAUCAAAGCUCUGCCUCACCUGGUGCAGUUACAGGUGUUGGAUGUGAGUGACAAUAACAUAGGAGACUCAGGGAUUGUCUCACUGGUGCAAACACUCUGUCAGCCCAGCAAUUUGUACAGGGAACAAAACCCACCUGGUGACAAGAGUCUGACCACAGCCCCUCACCAUAACACCACACUACAGGAGCUGUACAUUGGGGGGAAUAGUGGAGUAACAGGAGCUGGACUGGUGAGGGUCGCACAGGUCAUCACACUGCCGGCACUGACCAGGCUGGACAUGUCUGGUGACUGGGACAAACCUGCACACCUGUCUGACACUGCUGCCAUGGAUCUGGCCGAGGCUCUACCCAGACUCCCUGCCCUGGAGCAGCUGAACCUACGGCACAUCUCCAUGGAGCCUGCAGGGUUCCAGGCUGUGGUGCAGGCUGCUGAGGAACACCCGACACUGGAGACACUGAGGUGA